CCGGCGGCAUCAGCGGAGGAGAAGGAAGGGGACUGAAAUGUAGAGCUGGCAUCUACUUUCCCAUCGUUUAAGGACGCUUUUAUGUACAUAUAGAGGGCAUCCAAUGAAGAGCCCUAAGUUAUUAACUUUAUUAUUAUGUCGGAGGGAGCAGUCGCAGCCCGGUGCUUGCUGUACACAGUUCGUCUAUUUAUUCCAGUCUGAAGCAGGAAUUCAGAUAGAAGUCUCAAGUAGAUAGAUUAGCAUUAACGUCGGUUAGUUUUUUGACACCCGUUCGCUUUUUAUAAGCUUUUUCCCCCCCCUUUUUGUGGAGAAAGAUUGUCAGGUUAAGCCACACGGAAGCAAUGUAUAAUACAGUCUGGACAACGGAAAAAGCCGGCGAGGAAGAGGACUGGAGGGACGUGAUGAUGCCCUACUCCACAGAGCUGAUAUUUUAUCUGGAAAUGGACCAACCGCCAGCUCUUCCUCCGAAGCCAGCGAAGCCACAGCCGCCCUCGUCGGUCGGGGUGGGAGGGGGCAGCAGCAAUGGCACCAAGGAUGGAGGAGCAGGGGGCUCACUGCAAGAGGCCGAGUGGUACUGGGGGGACAUAUCCAGGGAGGAGGUGAACGACAAGCUCAGAGACAUGCCUGAUGGGACCUUCCUGGUUCGGGAUGCUUCCACCAAGAUGCAGGGCGACUACACGCUCACACUGAGGAAGGGAGGCAACAACAAGCUGAUAAAGAUCUACCAUCGGGACGGGAAGUACGGCUUCUCCGACCCCUUGACGUUCAGCUCGGUGGUGGAGCUCAUCAGUCACUACAGACACGAGUCCCUGGCUCAGUACAACACCAAGCUCGACGUCAAGCUCAUGUACCCCAUCUCCCGCUUCCAGCAGGACCAGCUGGUAAAGGAGGAUAAUAUUGACGCCGUGGGGAAGAAGCUGCAGGAAUACCACAAUCAGUACCAGGAGAAGAGCAAAGAGUACGACCGACUGUACGAAGAAUACACCAAGACCUCGCAGGAGAUCCAGAUGAAGCGGACGGCCAUCGAAGCUUUCAACGAGACCAUCAAGAUCUUCGAGGAGCAGUGCCACACGCAGGAGCGCUACAGCAAGGACUACAUCGAGCGCUUCCGCCGCGAGGGCAACGACAAGGAGAUCGAGAGGAUCAUGAUGAACUACGAGAAGCUCAAGUCCCGGCUCGGAGAGAUCCACGACAGCAAGGUGCGGCUGGAGCAGGACCUGAAGACACAAGCCAUGGACAACCGGGAGACGGACAAAAAGAUGAACAGCCUGAAGCCCGACCUCAUACAGCUCCGCAAGAUCAGGGACCAAUAUCUAGUCUGGCUCAAUCACAAAGGAGUUCGUCAGAAACGAAUCAACGACUGGCUGGGAAUCAAGAACGAAAACACGGACGAAGGCUACUUUGUGACCGAGGAGGACGAGAACUUGCCCCACUACGACGAGAAGAGCUGGUUCGUCGGGGACCUGAACCGGACGCAGGCCGAGGAGCUGCUCAUCGGGAAGCCCGACGGAGCGUUUCUCAUCCGAGAGAGCAGCAAAAAGGGCUGCUACGCCUGCUCCGUGAUUGUCGAAGGCGAGGUGAAGCACUGCGUCAUCUACAGCACGCCGCGCGGCUUCGGCUUCGCCGAGCCCUACAACCUGUACAGCAGCCUGAAGGACCUGGUGCUCCACUACCACCAGACCUCCCUGGUGCAGCACAACGACUCGCUCAACGUGCGCCUGGCGUACCCCGUCUACACACCGAUGCCCUCCGGACGCAGAUGAACCGCACCCCAAAACCACCCAGCCACGACCCCACAGAGACAACGUACCCAACCCCCCUAUCGGGGAAGGAAGAACGGGGAGAGGGAAGGAAGCAAGCAAGC
Perca flavescens (yellow perch) is the source of this 1864-nucleotide messenger RNA. It is a transcript of the gene pik3r3b, whose product is annotated as phosphoinositide-3-kinase, regulatory subunit 3b (gamma). The coding region runs from base 342 to 1763 and encodes 473 amino acids. The transcript has 9 exons. The record is from RefSeq and is a predicted model, not a curated record. Gene Ontology annotation, cellular component: phosphatidylinositol 3-kinase complex. Gene Ontology annotation, molecular function: 1-phosphatidylinositol-3-kinase regulator activity. Gene Ontology annotation, biological process: insulin receptor signaling pathway; phosphatidylinositol phosphate biosynthetic process. Lineage: Eukaryota; Metazoa; Chordata; Actinopteri; Perciformes; Percidae.